Messenger RNA from Desarmillaria tabescens, 512 nucleotides. RefSeq lists its product as uncharacterized. The transcript has 3 exons. The annotation marks the transcript as partial. The record is from RefSeq and is a predicted model, not a curated record. Lineage: Eukaryota; Fungi; Basidiomycota; Agaricomycetes; Agaricales; Physalacriaceae.
UACAAUCUAGGUAAAAGAUGGGCAUUGUUGUUCUUCAUCACAAUGUUAACUGUAACGGCGGUCAUGAAUCCUAGCACAAUCAUCGGAGUGAAACGAAAUGGCAAACAUGGGUCUGGCGAACCAACACGGGUAUCAAUUAACCGUGUCUCUAAUGAAUCAAGAGUUCGACGUGAUGGUGCUAGGGUCAAAUCGAGGCCCCGAUGUCUUCCGGCUUGGGGCGCGCGCCUAAGGGAAUAGCAAUUUGCUCACUCCUACGGGCAUCGUUGCGAACGCUGGGAUUAUUCCGUGUUGUGGAGGCAUGCUUCCGAGCUCGGAGGAGGGUGGGACUACUGGUAGUAGAGAGCACAAAACCUACUUAGAAUGGCGCGGCGGACAACUUUGGAAACGCUGAGACCAGUUCGAGCCAAGUUCGAAUUGCUGAACGCCACGCAUCAUAGAAGCUCCGAGUCGAAUGGAAUGAAAUAUUGCAGUAUUCGAAACGCCACCUGAAAUGCCAGCACUGGCUGUCCCUC